AUGCUCACAGAUGCGGUAACUAUUCACAGCCGCAGACGGUGGGCUCCGUGGAAGGACUCCAAGGACGCGCGGCUGCGCUUCGCCCUGCCCGGCCAGGCGCUCUUCGAGGGCGGCGCCGCGAACCCAGCGUUCAGGUGCGGCGGCGGCGGAGGUGGGGCCUUGGAGCCGGACAGCUUCGCGGUCCGCAGGCUCGUGCUCGGCCGCGCCGAGGCCAGCGUCGGGCUGCUGGCGGCCCUGACGCCCUCGUGGAUGGCAGGCCCUGCCGGCGCGGCCCCAGACGGCGACGCGAGACCUGCCCUGCGCAUCACCGGGGCGAAGGUAGCAGUGCUCGAGGCGGAUCCGGCCGUCACCACCCUGAGGGCGGCGCUGGACACCUCUCUGGAAGGGCUCGAGCUCGACGAGGACGUCGGCGUGACCGUGCUGUACGACUGCUGGCGGGAGGGGGUCGCCACGGUGGAGCUGCGGCUGAUGCUGGGCGGCGGCGCGGCGGGGCAGGCCGCCGAGGCGGGCGAGGCGACGACCCCCGCCGGCGAGGAGGUGUGCCUCGGCUGGCGCAAGGCCUGCGCCGCCGGCUGGGGGGGCCUCGUGGUCCACGAGGGCGCCCCCGAGGGGCAGGCCGUGGCCUUCGAGGACGGGGCCGUGCGCGAGGACUGGAGGGCGACGAUGGCCGCCGAGGGCACGCACGACACGCUGACGAGGCUGCAGCUGUCCGCCCCGGGCGGCGUGCUGCGGCUGAGGCCGCCCACCGUGACGGUCAGCGACGGCGCCGUGCUGCACGCUGGCCUCGUCUUCCCGGAGCUGCAGGACCUCGAGGUGGCCGCCAGCCCCGUGGAGAUGUCGGUGCGGCACACGUGCUUGGCCGACGGCGCCGCCAACGUGACGCUCGCCCUCGAGAGGGCGGUGCUCUCCGACGAGCGCCGGUCGGUGCGGCACACGUGCUUGGCCGACGGCGCCGCCAACGUGACGCUCGCCCUCGAGAGGGCGGUGCUCUCCGACGAGCGCCGGAGGGGCCAGAGAGGGGGUUGCCGGCUCAGGGACCAUUGUUGCCAUUCGCAGCGCGCGGUUGCCUCUGCCGUAGUCGUGAUCAAUUUGAUGCUGGACCUUUGA
This is a messenger RNA of Prorocentrum cordatum, 1107 nucleotides long. The record is from the annotation of a GenBank genome assembly. NCBI's taxonomy places the organism in Eukaryota, Dinophyceae, Prorocentrales, Prorocentraceae.